This is a messenger RNA of Glarea lozoyensis ATCC 20868, 1146 nucleotides long. RefSeq names its product NAD(P)-binding Rossmann-fold containing protein. Gene Ontology annotation, molecular function: protein-containing complex binding. The record is from RefSeq and is a predicted model, not a curated record. NCBI's taxonomy places the organism in Eukaryota, Fungi, Ascomycota, Leotiomycetes, Helotiales, Helotiaceae. The transcript has 8 exons. Gene Ontology annotation, cellular component: mitochondrion. The coding region runs from base 1 to 1146 and encodes 381 amino acids.
AUGCAGAAGUCCUGCGGAGCGUCCACUAUGAACGGUCUUCGAACUGCGGCGCGCCUGAAGACUGGGGCCGUCGCCAAUGCCAAUGCUAUUCCACGGAGGCAUAUCAGCGAUAUUUCCAUCACCAGAACGGGCAAGGCAAGUGGAAGAUCGUCUCUUGGAGGUCACACUGUUACGGUCUUCGGCGCAACUGGAUUCUUGGGACGAUACAUUGUAAACAGACUUGCCCGGCAAGGAUGUACGGUCAUAGUCCCAUUCCGGGAGGAAAUGGCCAAACGCCAUCUUAAAGUCACUGGAGAUCUGGGGAGAGUUAUAUUUAUGGAAUACGAUCUAAGAAAUACACCUUCUCUGGAAGAGAGUGUCCGACAUUCUGACACUGUAUACAACCUCAUCGGCAGGAAUUACCCCACCAAAAAUUUCACUCUGGAAGAUGUCCACGUAGAAGGCGUCGAGCGAAUUGCUGAAGUUGUAGCCAAGUACGACGUCGACCGCUUUAUUCACGUAUCUUCGCAUAACGCAGACUUGAACUCUCCUUCUGAGUUCUUCCGCACCAAGGCGCAAGGUGAAAAGGUCGCGCGGGAUAUCUUCCCAGAGACAACUAUUGUUAGACCUGCGCCAAUGUUUGGCUUUGAAGAUAGACUACUUCAUAAGCUGGCUGGAGUGACGAAUUUCUUGACUUCAAACCACAUGCAGGAACGGUUCAACCCAGUUCAUGCUAUUGAUGUUGGAAAGGCACUGGAGAAGAUGAUUCAGGAUGAUAGCACCGCUCAGCAAACAUAUGAGCUGUACGGACCUACGAAUUAUUCGACUGCAGAAAUUGCCGAAUUGGUAGACAAGGAAAUAAUCAAGAGGCGACGACAUAUCAAUGUCCCAAAGAAAGUUCUGCAACCUAUUGCUAAGAUUCUCAACCAAGCACUUUGGUGGCCCACGACUUCUGCUGACGAGAUUGAGCGGGAAUUUAUUGACCAAAAGAUUGAUCCAUCAGCCAAGACCUUUGCAGACCUCGGAAUUGAGCCAGCUGAGCUGGCAAGCUUGACCUUUCAUUAUCUGCAAGGAUACAGAAGCGCGUCGUUCAAUGAUUUACCACCAGCGACAGAGCGCGAAAAGAGAGAGGAAAAAAAAUACUUGCAUGUACUCGACGACCAGUAG